This is a messenger RNA of Apis mellifera (honey bee), 1704 nucleotides long. RefSeq names its product X-ray repair cross-complementing protein 6. Gene Ontology annotation, cellular component: nucleus; Ku70:Ku80 complex. Gene Ontology annotation, molecular function: DNA helicase activity; double-stranded DNA binding; damaged DNA binding. Bases 59 to 1690 code for a protein of 543 amino acids. The transcript has 8 exons. Gene Ontology annotation, biological process: double-strand break repair via nonhomologous end joining; cellular response to X-ray; telomere maintenance. The record is from RefSeq and is a predicted model, not a curated record. NCBI's taxonomy places the organism in Eukaryota, Metazoa, Arthropoda, Insecta, Hymenoptera, Apidae.
AAUGAAUUAUUUUUAGAAAAUUUUUAGAAAAAUUUAUAACAACAGUGAAAACAAAAAUAUGGCAUCUUUUAAUGAAGAAGAUUUAGAAAAUGAAGAUUAUCAAGAUGACUCUAAAGAUCUUUAUGGUGUCAGAGAUGGUAUACUUUUUUUAAUUGAUGCAACACCUCCAAUGUUCAAAAAUGAUCCACAAAAUGGAAUUCCAUAUUUUUUGCAAUGUAUAAAGCAAUACAAAGAAAUUCUUAAGCAAAAAUUAGUAUGGAAUAGACAAGAUUGGAUGGGUUUAAUUUUAUUUGGAACUGAAAAGUAUGAUUCAGAUUCUGAAACAAAAAAUAUAUUUACUCUUAAGAAAUUAAAUCUUAUCUCAAAGGAUGAUUUAAAAGAUAUAAUGAAAAUAGAUGAAGGAAAAACAUGGGAAUACUACAGAGAUAAUGCUUCCUCUACUUCUUAUCCAUUACAUGAUGUACUAUGGUAUGCAACACGAGCAUUCUCGACUGUGCAUAUUACUAUGCCAAUGAGAAGAAUAAUUCUUUUUACAUGUCAAGAUAAUCCUCCAAUAAUAGAUGAUAAUGAAAAACAUAGAAUAAGAGUAAAAGCAACAAGUUAUAGUGACAUAAAUGUCCAAUUAUCUGUUAUUGGUUUGGGUGAAAAUUGGAAUCAUGAUUUGUUUUAUAAAGAUUUAGAAAUGUUAUCUGGAAAAAUUGAAGCAGAUGAUUAUAAAAGAACAUCUUUAAAAGAUUUGGUAGAACAAGUAAAAUUGCCCUCCAGAAAUAUGGCAAAGCUACCUUGGAGACUUGGAGAAAAUGUGACUAUAGAUGUAUCACUUCGUAAUCUCUCUGUUAAAACACAAUAUUUACAUAAAGAAAAUAUAAGUAAACAAACUAAUAUUCCUUUAACUACAUGUACAUAUUUUAAAGUGGAUAAAGAUGAUAUAAUGACAGAAGAGACAGAUGACAUAGAAAAUAAGCAAACAUCAUCACCUGUUCUAGAAAUGGAUAUUCGAAAAUAUCAAAAUUUCGGUUUGGAAAAAAUAUAUUUUACACAAGCAGAAGUAAAAUCCUUAAGUACAACGCGAGAACCAGGCAUUGAUUUAAUUUGUAUAAAACAUAUUUCUCAUAAUCUUUUAUAUCAUGUUGAAACACCAUAUUUUGUUGUACCAAGCAAAAGUAAUCGUAAAGAUAACAAAUUAUUAUUUGGUGCAUUACUCAAUAAAUGUGAUUCAAAGAAAUUAAUGAUAAUAUGUGCAGUAACAAUAAGAAGUUAUUCUGCUUCAAGUUUAUAUACUAUGAUACCAAAUGUAAAUAAUGGUGGAUUUUAUUUAUAUAAAAUGCCAUUUAGAGAAAAUGUUCGAGAUCUUAGCGAAUAUUUCUCAGAUUUUAUAUAUAACCAUAAUGAAAAAAAACCUCCAAUUGAACCAAAUGGAGUUGAACUUCUAAAAAAUAUAAUGAAAAAAUUAAAUAUCGAAUAUAAUCCGAAAUUAUUUUCAAAUCCUAAAUUACAAAUACAACUUCAAAUAGUAGAAACUUUAGCUCUAGAUUUGGAACAAUUUAAAUCACUGCCUGAUGAUACACUUCCGAAAACCGAAGAGAUUCAUAAACUUAUAAAAGAUUUAUUAGAUGAAUAUGAUAAAAUAUUUAAUGAAGUAACAGAAGACAAUAUACCAAAAAAAAAAAGAAAAAAUGUAAGAAAAUAAAUAAAGUAAUAGAA